Nipponia nippon (crested ibis) is the source of this 496-nucleotide messenger RNA. The record is from RefSeq and is a predicted model, not a curated record. NCBI's taxonomy places the organism in Eukaryota, Metazoa, Chordata, Aves, Pelecaniformes, Threskiornithidae.
AUGACAUCUAUUUUUCAUUCUGUUUUUAGGAAGUAUUCAACAUUCAUUAAAAUGUCUUCUACCAAACCUCCAAAUGAAAAUGAAACACCCAAGGUGAACCCAGAGCUUUUCAUUAAACCUAACAAACCUGUGAUGGCAUUUGGACUCAUAGCAGUUACCCUCUGCGUGGCCUACCUUGGCUAUUUGCAUGCAACAGUAGAGAAUAAAAAGGACCUUUAUGAAGCAAUUGACAGUGAGGGGUCCAGGUAUAUGAGGAGGAAAACUUCCAAGUGGGACUGACGGCGUAAGGAAAGAAAUCAGCAAAUCGGUCACAGAACUUUUCAAGGCAACUGCUAUUUUUUUCUCUGUCCAUUGAAAUAAUGAAUAAAUGUCUCUCUUGCUAUUUAAUCCAGUUUAAGUUCCUUUAUAAAAUGCCGUGCCUGUACAAAUACAUUGCAAUUAAGAUGCAUGCGAACAUAAAAGUGAUUUUAAGAAUUGUUGUCUGCAGUCUCCUCAG